Chilo suppressalis (striped riceborer) is the source of this 398-nucleotide messenger RNA. NCBI's taxonomy places the organism in Eukaryota, Metazoa, Arthropoda, Insecta, Lepidoptera, Crambidae. The record is from the annotation of a GenBank genome assembly.
UGGCAACACUGUGAACACGCGUUUUGUCUGUCGUAGAAAAAGAUACGAAUCGAAUUCGGAAUUUAUGAAUUCGAAUUUCUACUUUGCAGAGUGUAUCUACCCAGCGUAAAAAUUUAUAAAUAAUUAAAAAUGACUGCGUGGAGGCAAGCCGGAUUAAAUUACAUAAACUACUCCAACAUCGCUGCCAAGGUUCUGAGGCGCGCCUUGAAACCAGAACUACGUACGGAGGCACUCAAACGUGAUGAAUCGCAUGUUCGCAUAACUCCAUGGGCUAAUGGCAGACCAGCGCAUGAAAAGGAGUAAUUUUUAAUUUACAACAAGCUGAUAAAUGAAGAGAAGAAUGAAGAAAAAUAAUACUGAAAAUAUUAAUCAUUAUACAUAUUUAUUUCAAUAGGCCC